Colletotrichum tamarilloi is the source of this 1053-nucleotide messenger RNA. RefSeq lists its product as uncharacterized. The transcript is spliced from 3 exons. The annotation marks the transcript as partial. Gene Ontology annotation, molecular function: ATP-dependent chromatin remodeler activity; ATP binding. Lineage: Eukaryota; Fungi; Ascomycota; Sordariomycetes; Glomerellales; Glomerellaceae. The record is from RefSeq and is a predicted model, not a curated record.
AAGUUUGCGGGAAACAAUCUUGCCAGUCUCGAUGGAAACGAGAAUGGAAUCUAUCCCAUCUACUCGUCAAAUCCAAAUUCAGAGACGGCAUGGUCGAAGGCUCUUAGUGCUGCUGAGGUCUCUUCGGACAAUGACUUGAGUCAUACUAUCUUCUUCACAUCGAAGACUUUCCCUAUAGGGGAGCGUUACCCAAACUUUGCGGACUUCACCGACGUUCGAGGCUUGCUUGCCGGUGUCAGGGUCGAAUCGAUGGACAGAGACAUUAACAAGAGCAUCCUGAAGAUCACGGAGGCGAUCUAUGACAUUGCCAGAAUGCAUCCUGGAUGGAUGACCAUCACCGAUCGUGGCGACACUUCAGACGACAUUAAAGUCCUGAAAAAAAAGGAUGAUUGGGUUGACAAUUGGCUGUCAAUGCUUCAAUGGGUGUGGUCCAAGCGGAUAGAUGACGAAGGCAACGACCCCCGCAGAGUCAUCUUGAUCAUGACCUACAGGUCAUGGGCGAGGAAGACUCUGAUGACCAAAGAAGAGAAUGACAAAGUAACAUACUCUUCGUCCUUCGCCUCGCAAAGCCGUGGCUUUGAGGUCUUGAUCUGCGAUGAGGCUCAUCGUCUCAAGGAGCGAUCAACGGUAUCGUUCAAGGCCGUGUCUCUGAUCGCAGCGAGCAGAGUUCUGGUCCUCACCGCCACGCCUUGUCUAAAUGACCCCAAGGAUUAUCUGGCACUUGCCGAAAUCGUUUGGACUUGCCGGCACCAAAUCCUCGACCAAGAGGAGCGAGACUUCCUUCUCGAGUCGGAGACGAAGGGGUAUGGACAGUUCGCCAAUACCGUCAAGUCCUCCUGUCAAGAUGAGAACACUCACCGAACUCUGCGAAGUCUCGCUCCGAAGCCCGAGAUAGUGAAGGCUCCGAUUCACAACUCGACCGAGAAGCAGAGCUGGGAGGCUGGGUUCCAUCAUUUCAGCUCAGUUGCUAUCCUGCGCCGAUCAGCUAGCUCCGCAAUCUUCCGAAUGAAAGGCAAAGAACAUCCCGUCAGCUUGACAUCCGUUUUGCCUUGA